Molecule: messenger RNA, 4815 nt
Organism: Mizuhopecten yessoensis (Yesso scallop)
Lineage: Eukaryota; Metazoa; Mollusca; Bivalvia; Pectinida; Pectinidae
Exons: 16
Coding region: 175-3882 (1235 amino acids)
Biological process (GO): interstrand cross-link repair; double-strand break repair via homologous recombination
Molecular function (GO): single-stranded DNA binding; double-stranded DNA binding
Source: RefSeq, a predicted model, not a curated record
UGGUAACGUGUUGGAAAUUCCCUAAAUUUCCCGUGUGUUCAGCAGAGUGGUUUUGUUUACAUAUCUAUACGCAUCGUUAGUGUUUUAUAUCAGUAGUUUUGCCAAGAAAGAAAAGAGAACAAGUUUAUAGUCCCUACUGCAGUUUUGCCAUUCAGACCUGGGUGUCGUGGCAAGAUGAGGAAGAUCAGGCUGUCGGAUACCGACAUUGAAUUCUUUGAUUUGGAGGUUUCCCCGGCUGAGUUCUUGUUCUUUCAGAAGCACAAAGACGCCUUCAGAUGCAUGUGGAAGGAACAGGGGAAGCCAUUUUGGACAAAGUUUACAAUAACUUUCCGCAGUUUUACAGUCAAACAUGGAGUCAUCAAACAUAUGUCAUGUGACACGCCAAAGUUUGAAAACCUUUUGGACCAAGCUUUUAUUUACAUACAUGAACAGUUUGUAGAUGGAAAAGAAGCAAUGGCGCGGGGAUUUAUAGAUGAGUGUGCCAGACUGGCUCAAAAUCAUGAUAAAUUUCCUCACCUUGACUCCAAAUCAUUCACCAAAGACCCUUUCUAUUCAAGAGAUACAAGAGACCUGUUCAGACGUUUUUUUGGUUCCCCUGACCAGAAGAGUUCAUAUGUCAAGGUGUAUGUUCUGAGCCCCAUUUACCUACGAUUUGGAGGGUCUGUCUGCCGCUGUUUAAAAAAAUGGAUGGACGCACCAUCACAGGAUUGCAAAGACGACUCGUACUGGAUUCCGCCAUCACCCCAACAUCAAAUAGAGGAAGAAAGUACAACAAAAGCACCAGUGCUCAUGUGUACAAACUGUCUUGACGACUGUGGCACACGCUACUUUAAAGAGCGUAUAUGUGGCCAGCAAAAUGGACCUAAAUUUCUAGAUUACUGGAAGCUAGGCGACCCUCGAUUUAAUGACCCUGAUAACCCAUUGUACAAUAAAAAGGCCGAUCGCGACAGUGAUUGGCGAGACCGACUCUCCCCUGAAGACUUUAGAGAUUUUACUCAUUUUGCAAAAUUUAAAUAUGGUACUGAGGAGGAAAAAUGCAAAGACUGUUUGUCUCUGGUAGAUAAAGAUGACGGGUAUGUUACCAAUGUCAACCAAAAAAAGGAUAAUGACAAAAAAAAGAAAAAGAAAAAGAAGAAAAAAGAUAAGGAAGAGAUAGCAAAGGAAAAACGUAAAGAUGAGGUAGAAGAAGAGGUCCAGAGGAUAAUUGAUCACAUAACAGGGAAAAAAACCCAGCAGGACAUGCCACCAGUUCUCAGGGUGCGUACUGACACUGCUAUCAUCCAAGCAGACCCUUCCGACAGCCAAGCAGAUACUAACUCCGGAAGCCCUGAUAAGAAAAACUCUCCAGGGCCUGCCUUCCACAACAUUGCCAAGAACAAGAAAAUACUGUUCGGUAGCAAUGCCAAGCGUUCCGAUGACAUCAAAUUCGGGAUCCUAGGCAAUGAUGACUUUUCUAAAGGAAAUGUGGUGGGUGGUUUUAGAGUGUUUAAACUGGAGGACGAGAGGAGCGGUGCUAAGGAAAUCACUAUAUCGGUCAACGCUGUCAAUGGGUUUCCUGAUGGAGAUACGAAAGAUGCUGCGAAGAUGGAGGCAUCUGAUGGUAGUGGUAACACCAAUAGGUUAUCUGUUGAGCUGAUCAAGAGCAAGAUUGAAAACCUACCAGACAAAAUGGAAUGGUGGGAAGGUGUCGGCUGGUGUGCCUGUGUCAUCAACUACGAGGUGGAAGAGAAGGAUGUCUGCCCAAACAAUUACACUAACUUUACCAUCAAGAUUACAGGCAGGAAGGAGAUGGCCAUCAAACGAGUCAUGUUCAAAUUGCUGAUCUAUGUGAGUAACAGAAAGAAGCGUCUGAGUCCUGGCUGGACCAUGGAUGACGAUGAUGUUGUGGCCAGCGUGCUUCCUGAGGAGAUCCCAGAGGAGGAGUGCAUUGUCAUUACACUGCAGCAGGGCUUCAGGUUUGAGGAGAGGCUGUCGGAUGAGGAACGCAAAACAAUGAGUAGGGGCCGGUCAAGUGUUUUCCGGAACGACAACAAUGGGGAAGGGCCGAUGUGUUUCUACGUGCAACCAAAAGGAAUGAAAGAUAAAGAGCAGGUGCUGAUGGCCCUGGAUGGUGGAGUGGCUAACGCUGUUGCUAAGGGAGAUCAAGGACCAAUGAAUUUUAAAAAGUUGCUGACAAGAAUCAGUGGGCAUUGUAUUGAUGACAAAGUUGGAUAUGGUACCCCAAAUUAUCCUCAGAAAACAAAGUCCAAGGACCCAUCUUUUUGUGAUUUACCUGACCCGUAUGACUUUGAGAUCAAUAAAACUCCAAUGUGGGACCAGAUACUACUGAGCCCCAGGACCUUCGAGCUUUUGUUCAUGGUGAACAAGGACAGAGAGCAAGAGUUGAAGGGCCUUGGACUGCGUAGAGUUGAUCCUGAAAAUGUCCCUGGCAAGGGUAGAGAAAAACAGCCCCCACUACAGACCUACUGCAAGACUUGUAGGAAGGAAGUGUUUGAUUGUCCAUGCAUAGACAAGACCAGGUUCAGUAAACCCAUUCCUUGUAACUGUUCCUUUUGUAAUAAAAAAUCCAAUGAAAGCAAAGACAAGUCCUCACCCAAGGCCACACCCACCAUGGACACACCAACCAAGGAAACACCAACUGUGACAAAGACCACACCCACUAAGGACACACCCAAGGUGACAAAGACCACACCCACUCCUGCCAAGGACACACCCACCCAAAGAAAAACCAAACCCACACCUACCAAGGCAACAUCUACUUCAGCCAAGAAGUCCCAUACAUCUGAGGUAGUUGGUGAAUUUACAAUUACUGAUGUGAAACACGACAAGUACGCACGUCCAGAUCCUGUCACCACAGAGGAGCUAGAGCAUGGCUUUGACCUUGUGGAGCAACAACUAAAAGAGUCCAGACAGGAAAAAGCAAAGGAUGCAAAGAGAAAGGAAGAGGUAAAGAAGAAAGAAGCAGAGGGCAACAAAAAAGAAACAAAGAAGACAUCACUUGGUAAGAGGGCUUCUGAUUCUGCGGUCCCUCCUAAAUCGGCCACGCCGAAGGCACAUCAGUUCUCAAGUGUCCCAACAAGGUUGGAGGUGCCACUGCACCAGAUUUUAAAGGGUAACAUGGAGGGGGUGUUCAAGUUCACCGCUGUACAUAACCAGAGCACUGGACCUGCCACCGCUAAUCCUCUUAACUUCAUUGUAGAAAAUGUCACACCUCCGUAUCCAGGUGAUGCAGAUCCUGGAAAUGGGAAGAAAAAGGAAGACACUCCAAAGAUGACAGAGGAAGAGAAGAUUGCAAAGAGAAAACAGAUAGAGGAUAACAUUGCAGAAGUGAGAAGAAAAGAAAAAGCAGAGGAGUUGAAGAAACAGCAGAAGCUUGCAGAAAUAAGGAAACAGGAGAGAAAGGUUGCAGAGUCUAAAAAGUUUCCCAAAAUAGAGGGUAUGGAGGAGCCUAAUGAUCUUUUGACUAACUUCAAGUUUAAACCAAAGGAGGAGUUUGCAGAAGAUCAUGUCAAAGUGACAAACUCCGAGGUCAAGGACACUGACACUGCUGAUAAUCCAGUCGACAGGUUAAUUAAAGCCACAAUGAAAGAAUGUGAGGAGAAAUGUGCAGAAAAAUUGAGGGAAAUGGAUGAAAUAGGUAAGCAGUUAUUCCGCGACCGUCUAGAAAGUCAGGUUGGUGCGGAAGAUGCCAAGGCUAUGCUCAACCUGAGGCGAUGUACCAACUGCCAGAAGAUGGAACCAAGUCCCAAAAUCUACAAAAAAUGUCUCAAGUGUAAGGAAAAGAAAGUGAAGAAUGCCAGGUACUACUGUGGCAGAGACUGCCAGGCCAAUGACUGGACCCGAAGACACAAGAGGGAGCACAAAGAUAAUCUUCUAAAUUGAGGAAGGAUAUUUUCCUGUCGUAGAUGAACAGAAUUCCUCAAUACGACUAAACUCAGAGACACAAUUUAAGAAGGAAACUGUCUGGUUUGAAAAGGGUUACCCCUACUUCCUGUCAGAUAUAAGGAGAAUUUUCAGCAUGCGUUUCAUCCAGACAGAGUGAUCAUUACAGCACUAGUACAGACAAAUUCCACUUUGUUGACUAGCAUUGUUUCAUGUUUGUUAAUUGUCCCUAUUAACCCUUUUACCCCUAUGUAACUUGAGUAGACAUUAUCAUGCAUUGAUAUAGAUGAGUCCAUUAUGGUCCCCAGUUAUGAAAGGGUGAAGACUGUUUAUAACAGCUCUCGAUCUUCUCAUAAGAUUAUGUUGAUGAUUAGAUAUGUAAUGUUCAUGAAUUAUUGAUUGUUUUAAUAAUGACUAUUUGAGAACAUAUGUUUAGUAUAUAUGUUGUUGAUUGAUGCGUGUGAAAUCUCCAUGAUUUAAUCUGUUUUGCAUAGCGUAGCUGACACAGAAACUUUAAGACACAAUGCCAAUUUCAGAAUGAUUAUUUGAGACAGGUUGAACACUUUUUUGAUUAAUUUGUAAUUAUCAUGAUAUUCACUUUUAUGCUUGUGCUUUAAAUCGGUCCAAUAUUUGCCUUUUGCUGUGAAAUCUGUAUUUACCCAGUGUUAAUUUUGCUUAACAUAUACUUACGAAAUAUAUAAUAUGCCAUGUACUAAUAUUAGCUCUAGUGAUAAAUUCACUAUCUGAUGGAGGGCAAAUAUAGCAGAAGUUGAUAAACUGUAUAUGCCAUGUACUAAUAUAAGCUCUAGUGAUAAAUUCACUAUCUGAUGGAGGGCAAAUAUAGCAGAAGUUGAUAAACUGUAUAUGCCAUUUACUAAUAUUAGCUCUAGUGAUCAAUUCACUAUCUGAUGGAGGGCAAAUAUAGCAGAAGUU